CUCCUCAAUUCUCUUCAUACCAUUGCCAAAAACCACCUUCUUCUUCUUCAUUCUUCAUUCUUCAUUCUCCACCAAUUCCAAUCCUCAAAUUUCACAAAAAAAAUUACAAACAUGCCUCCUAUUUUGCCGGAUUUCUCCACCUCGGUUAAGCUCAAGUAUGUCAAACUUGGUUACCAAUACCUAGUCAACCACAUUCUCACCCUCACCCUUGUACCAAUCAUGGUUGGUGUCUUGAUAGAAUUGCUCCGUUUAGGCCCUGAAGAAAUCUUCAAAAUUUUCGAGUCUCUUCACUUUAACCUUGUUCAAAUUCUCUGCUCUGUUUUUCUUAUCAUCUUCAUAGGAACUGUGUACUUCAUGUCCAAGCCACGCACAAUUUACCUUGUUGACUAUGAUUGUUUCAAACCACCUGUUACUUGCCGUGUCCCCUUUGCAACCUUCAUGGAACAUUCUCGCCUCAUCUUGAAGAACAAUCCAAAAAGUGUGGAGUUUCAAAUGAGGAUUCUUGAACGCUCUGGCUUGGGUGAAGAAACUUGUUUGCCACCUGCAAUUCAUUACAUCCCUCCCAAACCCACCAUGGAAGCUGCCAGAGGAGAAGCAGAGCUUGUGAUUUUCUCAGCCAUGGAUUCUCUGUUCAAGAAAACAGGGCUUAAGCCAAAGGAUAUUGACAUUCUGAUUGUGAAUUGCAGUUUAUUCUCUCCAACACCUUCACUCUCUGCCAUGGUGAUCAACAAGUAUAAAUUGAGGAGUAACAUCAAGAGCUUUAACCUCUCUGGAAUGGGUUGCAGUGCAGGGUUGAUUUCAAUUGAUUUAGCUCGUGAUCUUCUCCAAGUUCAUCCCAAUUCAAAUGCUGUGGUUGUGAGCACUGAAAUCAUCACACCAAACUAUUACCAAGGAAAUGAAAGAGCUAUGCUUCUUCCUAAUUGCUUGUUCAGAAUGGGUGGUGCUGCGAUUAUGUUAUCGAAUCGAAGCUCUGAAUCAAGCAGAGCUAAGUACAAAUUGGUCCAUGUUGUUCGAACACACAAAGGUUCAGACGACAAAGCUUAUCGCUGCGUGUUUGAAGAGGAAGACAAAGAAGGGAAGGUUGGAAUUUCACUUCAAAAAGAUCUCAUGGCAAUUGCAGGAGAAGCUUUGAAAUCAAACAUCACUACAAUGGGUCCUCUUGUUCUUCCAGCUUCAGAGCAGGUUCUAUUUCUUGCAACUCUCAUUGGAAGGAAAAUUUUCAACCCCAAAUGGAAGCCUUACAUUCCUGAUUUCAAGCAAGCUUUUGAGCAUUUCUGCAUUCAUGCCGGUGGACGCGCCGUGAUUGAUGAGCUGCAGAGGAACCUUCAGCUCUCGGCGGAGCACGUUGAGGCGUCGAGGAUGACGCUGCACCGGUUCGGGAACACCUCGUCUUCGUCGCUGUGGUAUGAGCUGAACUACAUUGAAUCCAAGGGGAGGAUGAAGAGAGGGGAUAGAGUUUGGCAGAUUGCGUUUGGGAGUGGAUUUAAAUGCAACAGUGCUGUGUGGAAGUGCAAUAGAACCAUCAAGACUCCUUUUGAUGGCCCUUGGUCGGAUUGCAUUGAUCGCUAUCCGGUUCAUAUUCCGGAGAUCGUUAAGCUCUAAGCCUCUCGGAGCAUAGAGUUUUAAAUUGCGGUCGGCGACUGCAAUUGAUGCUGAAUUAACCUACACCUGUUCCGCUACGGCAACCGCAAUUUAAAACUCUGUCUGUCUAGGAGAACAAGUAUGAAACGUUACAAGUUUGGUUACUUUGAUUUCAGUUAUAAUCUGCUAAAGUAGAUGUGUGCUCAAUACUCAUGCCCCUUUCUCUGCAGUAGCCCUACCAUAAUUCUCAUUUGUCAGUCAGUCAUUGGUUUCCACUUUUUUUAUUGUAAUAUUUCUAUAUAUAUUUGUACUUUUUUUUGUCAUUUUCUAAAGAAUUACAUGGUCUUCUUGUGAAUUUACAUGGAAAUCCUUAAUAGGACAAUUCUAUGUGUUGACUAUAUGCAUUAUUAUCAGUAAGAGAAGAAAACAACUUCAGUUUC
Messenger RNA from Lotus japonicus, 2021 nucleotides. Its product is annotated as 3-ketoacyl-CoA synthase 6. Bases 112 to 1602 code for a protein of 496 amino acids. The transcript has a single exon. The record is from RefSeq and is a predicted model, not a curated record. Lineage: Eukaryota; Viridiplantae; Streptophyta; Magnoliopsida; Fabales; Fabaceae. Gene Ontology annotation, molecular function: acyltransferase activity, transferring groups other than amino-acyl groups. Gene Ontology annotation, biological process: fatty acid biosynthetic process. Gene Ontology annotation, cellular component: membrane.